Molecule: messenger RNA, 1031 nt
Organism: Chenopodium quinoa (quinoa)
Lineage: Eukaryota; Viridiplantae; Streptophyta; Magnoliopsida; Caryophyllales; Amaranthaceae
Product: 60S ribosomal protein L7-1-like
Exons: 6
Coding region: 161-898 (245 amino acids)
Biological process (GO): maturation of LSU-rRNA from tricistronic rRNA transcript (SSU-rRNA, 5.8S rRNA, LSU-rRNA)
Cellular component (GO): cytosolic large ribosomal subunit
Molecular function (GO): structural constituent of ribosome; RNA binding
Source: RefSeq, a predicted model, not a curated record
AACAGAAAUCGUGGAGAGAACCUUGCCAACAUAUAUGACCUAAAGCCCUAAACUGUAAACCCUUUAGACACCUCAGCUCUCAGCCUCCUUCACUCAGCUCUUCAACCAAAUUCAGAGCUUCGAAUUGCUCUUCAAAUAUUGUUCCAGUUCUAGAAUAAAAAUGGCAGAAAAAGAGGAGCAGGCAUUGAAUUACAUAGAAGAGACAGUGUUGAAGAAGAGGAAGCAUAGUGAGGAUUGGGCGAUUAGAAGGAGGCAACAAUUGUUGGAAAGACAAUGGAAAAUCAAACAAGACAAGAAGCUUGCUUUUAAGAAACCUGAGGAUUUUAUCAAGGAGUACAGAAGUAAACAAAUGGAUUUGGUCAAGAUGAAGCAGAGAGUUAAGAGGCGGAAAACUUCCACUGCAUCAUCAUCAAAGCUUAUCUUUGUCAUCCGAAUUCAGGGUAAUGCACCUGUUCAUCCACAAAUUCAGAAGAUUUUGAGGUCAUUUGGAUUGAAGAAAAUAUACAGUGGUGUUUUCUUAAAAGCAACUGAAGGGACUCUAGCAAUGUUGAACAAGGUGGAACCAUAUGUAACUUAUGGGUAUCCAAAUCUUAAAAAUGUGAGGGACCUCAUCUUUAAGAAGGGUCUAGCAAAGGUGGAAAAGGAGAGGGUUCCUCUAACAGACAAUAAUGUCAUCGAGCAGGCAUUGGGGCAGCAUGGUAUUUUAUGUCUUGAGGAUAUGGUCCACGAAAUUCAUUCUGUUGGCCGACACUUUAAGGAGGUAACUCGUUUUCUAUGGCCCUUCUCCCUUGCCAAGCCUCAAGAUGGAUUCUCAGGCAAGAAAAAUCUAUUCAAGAAUGGUGGAGACUCUGGAAAUCGCGAGGAAAAUAUAAACGAGCUGAUUGCUAAGAUGACUUAGGGCUUGCAUAAUAUGCAUAGGUGCAUUAUGUAUCGGAGAAUGCUUAUAAAAACAAGCAUAUGUAGUUUGUAUUCUAUAGUGGACAACUUUUUUCAAGUGGUAUCCAAUGGUUGCAAUUUUGCUUAUACGUUCA